AUGACGACGCUGAUAUGCGUCGGAGCUUGUUAUCUCGACACGAUACUCAAGCAAGUUACGUUCGCACGCAUGCCUGCCACCAAGUUGCUGACAUUGCAUAGUGUCCCUUACUUUCCAGAGGAGGAUUCCAAGUUACGAGCAGACAGUCUCAGGGUCCGAAGAGGCGGUAAUUGUCCCAACUCACUGGAGGUCCUACAACAGCUGCUAGCCCGGCAAGCAGAGCACACUGUUAAACCAUGCUUGAUUUCAGUUCUGCCAAGUAGAGAUUCCCCUGCUGCUAAGAAAAUCAUAGAGUCCUUCGGGACCCAGGGGAUUGUUGACUUGGACAGGUGUGUUUAUCGAGAGGGUCACACGGAGGCUGCAAGCAGCUACAUCAUCCGAAGCGAAGCCACGGGUUCAAGAACGUUGGUCAACUUCAAUGAUCUUCCUGAGAUGACACUAGACGAGUUCGCCAAUGCGACGAGCGACAUUGCCGGUAGGACUUGGUGGCAUUUUGAGGGUCGUAUCCCGGAAACCACUUUGCAAUGCAUCCAAUACCUACGCGAGUCGAGACCAGAUGCCAGUAUAAGCGUGGAAGUCGAGAAACCAGGCCGUCAGCGUCAGGGGUUAGAGGAACUGGCGGCUGAGGCAGAUGUCGUUUUUUACUCCAAGAGUUGGGCCCAGGACCAGGGCUACGCUUCUGCUGAGGAAUGCCUAGAGGCACAGAGCCGCUUAACCCGCAAAGCCGCUGUAGGAGCAGGUGAUACCUUUAUUGCUGGGAUGUUGUUCGCCCUCCUGCACCACCACGAGGACUGGCGCAUCAGAGACAAGGUCAGGUUUGCCGUACAGCUCGCGACAUCCAAGGUUCAGAUGGAGGGGUUUUGUGGCGUCGGCGCCCAUGUAAACGAGGGCCUUUCAUCCGAAGACGGCACGCAGGCUUUGGUAUGA
Molecule: messenger RNA, 927 nt
Organism: Neoarthrinium moseri
Lineage: Eukaryota; Fungi; Ascomycota; Sordariomycetes; Amphisphaeriales; Apiosporaceae
Exons: 4
Coding region: 1-927 (308 amino acids)
Source: RefSeq, a predicted model, not a curated record